UAGACACGCACAGAAGAGGAGGAGGAGGGGGAGGCUCCUGAUACCAAGACACGGAAAAGCAGGGGAGGGAAAGAGAGAAAGAAAAAGGGGCUGGUGGAGGAAGAGGAGCGGGGAGUUGGAGAAAACGGGGGAUAAGACUUACAGAGAGCAUACAGAGGAGAGAAAGGAGAGUACCUAGUGCUUUGGACAUCCCCUCCUUUCUUCUCUUAGGCUGUCACACCAGAUUGGACUCCGAAGGACCGACACCACGUCCACCCCAGACCCCAUGGGGUAACAGCAGAUGUUUGGAGGAGAGGCUUUUGUUCAGCUACACAGAUGAACAACAGGAAGGAGGACAUGGAGAUCUCGUCUCACUACCGUCAGCUCCUCAGAGAGCUCAAUGAGCAGAGGCAGCAUGGCAUCCUUUGCGAUGCUUGUGUCAUUGUGGACGGAAAGAUCUUCAAAGCUCAUAAGAAUGUCCUCCUGGGAUCGUCACGCUACUUUAAGACUCUUUACUGCCAGGUUAAAAAGGGGGCAGAGCCUCACCACCAGACUACUGUCACUCAUCUGGAUAUUGUCACAGCAACAGGCUUCAAAGCCAUCCUGGACUUCAUGUACUCGGCGCACCUUGCUCUCACCAGUAAGAAUGUGAUUGAGGUCAUGUCAGCUGCCAGCUACCUGCAGAUGACAGAUAUUGUCCAGGCUUGCCACAGCUUCAUCAAGGCUGCACUAGACAUCAGCAUCCGCUCAGAGAUGGCUGAUGAGCUGGCUGACUUUGAAAUGGGCGCUGUGGCUGCUGCUGGCCUAGGUGGAGGCGGGGGCGUUGGAGGUGGUGGAGGAGGAGCUGGUCUACCAGGGGCAGGGGGUGUUGCGGGAGCUGGUUUAGGAGGCGGAGGGGGCAUAGUGGGCAUGGCGUCUGAAGCCCUUGCUUCCAUCAUGUCUGGUCGCAGCACCUCUCCUUGGCUGGCUCGCCGGACCAGCCCAGCCAACUCUUCUGGGGACUCAGCCAUCGCCAGCUGCCAUGAGGGUGGCAGCACGUAUGGAAAGGAGGACCAAGAACCACCGAAGAGCCAUGAGAGCCAGGAAGAAGCCUGCCAUGACUCUCAGCCUGCAUGGCCUCAUGACUAUCGGCCUGGCAUCACUGUCAAAGAGGAACAGGUAUCCCCUGCCUCCUCCUCUCAUCCCCGGGACACUCCCAGGGGGGCAGCCCAAAGCCAGGCGGAGCAAGGGACUGGGGGACCUGGUGGAGGAGGCGGAGAAGGGCCCUGGCAACCUCUGUCAGGAUCAGGGCGAAGGAAGAACAGGAAGAACAAGGACACAGUCAGACAUAUUACCCAGCAGGCUGAGAGAAACUGGGACCGCGAGCGGGACAGAGAGAGAGAAAGAGACAGUAGGCCUGGAUCUCCUCUGCCCUCCAUGCUGGCUGUAGCUGGAUGGAACUACAAUGGGCAGGAUAUCCCAGGGGCAGACGUGACUGAACCCAACAGCUCAGACAGCCGUGGCGAACGCCUCGACUUCUUCCUCAAACAGGAAGAGCCUCUUGCCACAGAGCCCAGCUUCCUGGGCACCAACGAAUUGGAGGAGGCCGGGGGAGGAGCCGGGGGUGGAACAAUCUCAUCUGUAGCCAAUCUGAAGGCAGCGCUGAUGAGUAAGAACAGCCUGCUGUCACUGCGGGCUGAGAUGAUGGGAGAUGAUAACCCCUUGUUGUAUGAGUACCUGCCCAAAGGAGGACACUCCCUGUCUUGGCUCUACUCCAACAACUACUGCAGCACACUUCGGCCAGGGGCCACGGGGGCCACUAUUCAUAACAAACAGGGGGCUGGCUCCUCUCCUCCUCCUCUUCCUCUUCUUCCUCCUCAUCUUCCACCAUCAUCAUCACCACUACCGCCAUCAUCAUCAUCAUCAACAACAUCAACAUCAGCAUACUGCCCACCCACUCCACCCACACCACUGCACCCCUCUGAGCUUCGGCCCCUGGAGGCCCCCGGUCUGAGGGCUGGGGCACCCCUGCUGCACUCAGAGAGAUUGGACAUGGAAGUUGAAGAGGCCCCUGAGGGCCCAGAGCCCUCCACCUUGCCUGAGGAGGGCACGAAAGACAAAGAAGACACGAAAGAAUACAACACAGCCUUGGAAGGUGACCAGUCUCCUGUCGAGAGGGAUCAGAUGGGCGAGGAGAGUUGUGCGGGUGGCUUGACUGUGCCUGCGUCAGUGCCCGUGGUUGGCAGAGGGACUAAAGGGCUGCUUGGGCUGGUGAAUGACUUCACAGUGAUCCGCAAAAAGUUCAAGUGCCCCUACUGCAGUUUCUCUGCUAUGCACCAGUGCAUCCUAAAGAGGCACAUGCGCUCCCAUACUGGUGAGAGGCCCUACCCCUGUGAAAUCUGUGGCAAGAAGUUCACCAGAAGGGAGCACAUGAAGAGGCACACACUGGUCCACAGCAAAGACAAGAAGUACGUGUGUAAAGUCUGCAGCCGAGUCUUCAUGUCAGCAGCCAGUGUUGGAAUCAAGCAUGGCUCCCGCCGCCACGGCGUCUGCGCUGAUUGCUCUGGCAGAGGCAUGGCCGCACUCCUGGACCACAAUGGCGAGGUGGGUGGCGAUAUCUCUCCGGAGGAGGAGCUGUAUCCUGGCGACCGUUUCCACGAUGACCAAGCAGAGUGUGAUGGAGAUGGAGAAGGGGAGGAGGAGAUGAUGGUCGAAGGGGACGGAGAGAUGCUGGGAGAAGGGGAGGAAGACAGAGGGAAGUGGAAGGACUCAGGGAUGACCGCUGAGACGCACGGAACGCUGGACAAUGAGAAAGAGGAGAGUGACUCCUCGGCACAGGAGGGGGAACAGCAGAAUGGGAGCGAGAAGGACUUUGCCUGGAUCUCAUAGAGUCUGUCCGGCUCCUGUUAGUGACCCAUCGACCGAUCUCUGAAGAUCUUUUGUGAUCUCUCAGGCAGAAUCCUCUGCUCUCUUUACCCAUUCGUCCCACUUGGGGCAGGCCUUCCUUUGAGUGGAAAUGCUGUAGGGUGAUGCGCGACAAUGAUCUAAUACCAUUACGAGUAACACUCAAAUGCACACAUACCGACAUGCACACACUUUUACCACACACACACGCACACACACACACACGCACGCUCUUCUCAACCUUGACUGCCAUAGUAGAGGAAGAGAUGGCUCAGUGCAAGGCUUUUUCUGCUUACCUCCUUUACUUCUGAUGCAGUGUUUUUGUGUUAUUUUUCUCGAGGGUUCAGGCCAGAGUCCAGUAGUUUUCUACUCUGUCAAAACAGGAAUCAAUGGCGGCGCUGCCAAGGACAUGGCCAACGCCAGACUGCUAUGUAUGUUUGCCAUCACAAUCAUCAUGGAAAUCAAGGCUCACUGACAGUGUAGGGAAAUAGCCAGGAGGAAGGCUGUCUUGGUCUUAUAACUAUGACUAUAAUGCUUCUGGGAAAAGUGUCUCCCUAUGAGUGAAGGGGGGGUCUAAAUCUAUUGCAAAGCUACGUGUGUCAGAGGACCGGGCAGCCCAAUGGCACAUUGUUGAGUCCUACUGCCACAGACUUGCACUUUAAUGACAACUGACUCCUAUCAAUACCCUGAACCCGUGGUUUACAUUUUUGAUCUGAUCUUUACUUACCUAAACAACUCGGUGACCGCACCUACCUUUAAGGAUAUACUUUAUGUCCUCUUGACUGUUAUCACGAAAUAGAAAUCACUGAAUCUUUGUGCAGAUUGCUGUUUAUAUAGCCUAUGCCUUUCAGUGGGGUCCUUAAUCUUUUCUUCACUUAAGUUUACCGCCUGGUUUCUAUUGAUCCAUUCCAAGAAAUACUGGAGUUUUGAGAAAUGUACAUAAAGUUUUGUUUUGGUUUUGGGGUUGUUUUUUUUGGGGGGGUGGAAAUUUAAAAGGGGACUGUAGGGUGUGCGAGACAGAGAGAGACAGAGAGACCGAAAGAUGCUUUUUAGCGUUUCAGCCGUCUUCACCCACAGAGUGGACAUCAGUUUCUGCUUCCUGUUUUUAAAAUCAAUUCAAGCACACAGUGGAUGCUCUACACUAAUAACUCUUUCCUUCUCUCUCGCUUUCUCUGGUCCAGAUUCUCUCACACUGGAGGUUGUGACGAUAGGACCUGAGAGCUAAGUCUCUCACACUUAAGGAGGAGCUGCCUUUGUGUAAAUUUUUUUUGGUUUGUUCGUUUGCUGUGUGCGCGUGCGUGCGUUUUAAGUGAGUCAUGUAAUUCCACUUGCUGGAAUCAGAAUAUGCAGACUCUUUCCACGAUUCUUUUGCUGAUAUGCUUUCUCUGGCUUUGCAAGGUUAAAAAAAAAAGAAGAAUUGCAGAAUUGUGCUUGGAAUUCAGAGUUUGCUAUUUGCAGAGAGUGUAAUUUGACUUUGUUUUAUUUGACAGCUAUUUAUUGAGAAACCUGUUUGUUUAUUUGUGGAUUCCUAAUUUUCAGAAGUCCUUCCCUUGCUCUCGCCCUCUCUGUACGUGUUGAGUGGAACAGGAUGGCUGCUUGUAUGCAAGGAUGAGUGUCCAGUGUCCAAAAGAUAUUCUAUAUUCAGUUCUUAAGAUUAUUUCCAUGUUUUGUUUUGUUUUUUGGUUUGUUUUCGGCAAAGUUGACAAUUCAAGUGAGUCAGAUGACAUGUCUUAUUAUUAUGAAUAUCAGAACUAUGAUUACUUGUUGUUGAUGUUACUAUUAUUAAUUAUUAUUAAGUGCUGGAUGCUAAGCUUUAUGGUGUGUUCUUUUUUUUUGAUAUUUUAUAUCUUGUAUAAGAAAAAAAAAAGCUUUUAUACUUUGCCUUGUUGUGGACAGCAAGCCAUGGGGCUUUUAUCAAUCUUUUAUUGUGCCAGUUUAUGCUUUCUCUGUCGUAUUUGCUUUUAUUUUUAUUUUCAUUUCUUUUUCUUUCUUUUUUUUUACCAGGGGGGAAAACACAUUCACUGUCAAACAUCUCUGUUAGAUAUUGAUUGAAACAUGUAUUCAGCACAUGCUUUUGCAUCACUAAUGUACACUAAUUGAUUAAUAUCGAACCAAAAACAAUCUAGUAAUUUGUAUACAUAAAGUGCUUUUGUUUCACGGUCUGUGUGUGCAGGUGCUUCUGGAUUUAUUGUUGUGGUAAACAGUUUUGUUGUUGGGUUGUUUUUAUUUUUUUGAACCUGUCAUUAUUCGUCACAGUUUGGAAAAACAAAAAACAAAAAAGUGCACGUUAUGGUGUUAUUGUGAAUAUGAAGGGCUGUGUGAAAGGACCAGCUAGCUUUUGAAGACCGCAUCUUAAAACCAGGCUGAUUCUUUUUUCUUUUUUUUUUUCUGGCUACUGCUGUGUCUCACGCCUUUGAUGACACGCAAUCAAGUAGAAAUGCAGUGUGCAGACGAAACACGUCUAUCGGACAGUAGAGCGUUGAGUCCACAUGCUGUAUUCCUAUAUGUCAGUGCUUUCCUGGCUUGACCCCAGUUCAUUUACAUAAAGGGAAAGAGUGCUGCAGUAGUAACUCUGGGAAACAUUUUGUUGCCAGUGCUGGUCGCACACAUUUGGCCUCUUCUGUAGGUGCCAUGGACUGCACUUCCCAUCAGCCCCUGCUGAGAGACUCUCAGUACAGUGAGAUUUGUGAUGCUUUCUUUAUGUCUGACAGAUAUCUUUAUUUUAUUUGCAUUAUUUAUUGUGCUUUUGUUUGACCCAUUUAUCAAACAGUUGUACUUUUCUGGGGUGGAAAAAAAAAGAAGAAAGACAAUGGGGUAGAAUAUGUUUAUGAAUGUCAAGGGUGGGUGUGGAAGGAGCCCAUAAUCGGUGGCAAAUCUCUGUCCUGUGGUGCUGUUUUGGCCCCUGAGAGGCAUCUGGAUGUAUGUGUGACUCCCCCGGCCCCCGCGCUCUUCUCACGAUCUGUACUGUACGUCUUCUUCCUCAUUCUGGGUUGUACUUCAGGAAAACGUCUGCCAUCAACCCCUCAAUAUGUGCCUCAAUGACAUUUCACCUGUGUGCUUGCAAGAGUGUUUGUUUCCAAGAGACGACUGAAUAUUUGUAACUCAAUGGAUAGAGAUUAUCGAGAUGUGACCGAUCAGAUUAGAGGGCCGAAACAUUCGAGGAUUUUGAAAACUUCAAAGAGACAAAUCAUGAUGGGCGACCAGAUUCUCCUUCCCACCGUGUGUUGAUGACCUUUUGUGCCCUGAUUCUGUGGUCUUAACUGCAUGCCUAUGUUCAUUUUGUCAUACCAAAGCGGCAUCUUCGGCAUCUGCACACAACUGUCUCAUUCCACACGAUGCAAAACUGGAACUUUUUUGCUCUAUUGCAGAUGAAUAUGGGUAUUCUUAGACAUGUACAAAUUGCAAUCCUCAUUUAGCCUGUAUAGCUUGAUUCACACGUGCAAAUCAUGAAGCCAUAGAUAUGGGUAUAUCUAUAUUAUACUAUAUUUCAAAAUUGGCGCUUUUUACUUUAGAUUUUGUUCUUCUACUAAGAGUGAUGUGUGUAUACCUUCAUAUAUAUAAAUUUAUAUUACUAUUAUAUAUUAUUUAUUUUCUCCCUCAAGUUUCAGAGGGUCUCUGAUUUGUAAAAGGUCGCACUUGAAGCUUGAGGUUUGUUUAUUUUCAUUGGGAAUAUUGUUCAAUAUGAUGCUGACUUUAUAUUAUCAUAAUCCUGUGUUUGUAACAAAAUGUGCUAAAUAAUCAAAAAAAAACCUGUCCUGUUUUUACACCUGUUUUGUUUUGGGCAGAUUUUAAGUGCUCUUGUGCUGAUAUUUUUUUGGUUGAUAGUACUGAUCACAAAACAUUUUUACAGUCAACCAUGAGCCUCCUGUUUUGAUGUUGGGACAGGCCCGCCAGCCGUCCAAGCCUCUUUCUAAUUCAUGUUUAGUGGAAGAAUUAGCUUGACUAUUAUUUGCAAAAACCAAUCAGUCUCAAUAAAUUUUGAAAUUGCUGCUGUAAAGAAGUGA
Molecule: messenger RNA, 6866 nt
Organism: Neolamprologus brichardi
Lineage: Eukaryota; Metazoa; Chordata; Actinopteri; Cichliformes; Cichlidae
Source: RefSeq, a predicted model, not a curated record